Messenger RNA from Coturnix japonica (Japanese quail), 7567 nucleotides. The record is from RefSeq and is a predicted model, not a curated record. Lineage: Eukaryota; Metazoa; Chordata; Aves; Galliformes; Phasianidae.
CACAGUGACCGUGCCUGGGCUGGCGCCGUCCCGCCGCUACAAGUUCAACCUGUAUGGAGUGUGGGGGCGGAAACGGCUGGGCCCCAUCUCCACUGAUGCAGUCACAGCUGCAGAAGAGAUGGAGGAAGAAGAACCACCAUCCCAGCCAAGCUUAGGAGAACUGACAGCAUUCCAUGUCAGCCCUGACUCCGUCCAGCUGCAGUGGAGCGUCCCCGAGGGCUCCUUUGACUCCUUCACGGUGCAGUACAAGGAUGCACAAGGCCAGCCGCAGGUGCUGCCUGUAGACGGUGGGUCGCGCACAGUGACCGUGCCUGGGCUGGUGCCGUCCCGCCGCUACAAGUUCAACCUGUAUGGGGUGUGGGGGCGAAAAAGGCUGGGCCCCAUCUCUACUGAUGCAGUCACUGCUGUUAGUCCAGCAAAGGAUGUACAACCAACCCAGCCACGCCUGGGUGAGCUGACAGCAUCCCAUGUCAGCCCCGACUCCGUCCAGCUGGAGUGGAGUGUCCCCGAGGGCUCCUUUGACUCCUUCACGGUGCAGUACAAGGAUGCACAAGGCCAGCCACAGGUGCUGCCCGUGGAUGGUGGGUCGCGCACAGUGACCGUGCCUGGGCUGGCACCGUCCCGCCGCUACAAGUUCAACCUGUAUGGGGUGUGGGGGCGGAAAAGGCUGGGCCCCAUCUCCACUGAUGCUGUCACAGCUGCAGAAGAGAUGGAGGAAGAAGAACCACCUUCCCAGCCACGCCUCGGAGAGCUGACAGCAUCCCAUGUCAGCCCAAACUCUGUCCAGCUGGAGUGGAGCAUCCCCGAGGGCUCCUUUGACUCCUUCACAGUGCAGUACGAGGAUGCACAAGGCCAGACGCAGGAGCUGCACUUAGAUAGUGGGUCGCGCACAGCGACCGUGUCUGGUUUGCUGCCAUCCCACCCCUACCAGUUCAACCUGUAUGGCAUGUGGGGGCAGACACGUCUGGGCCCCAUCUCCACUGACACCAUCACAGCUGCAGCUCCAGCACAAGAGGAGCCGCCAUCCCCACCACGCCUGGGUGAGCUGACAGCAUCCCAUGUCAGCCCCAAGUCCGUCCAGCUUGAGUGGAGCGUCCCGGAGGGCUCCUUUGACUCCUUCACGGUGCAGUACAAGGAUGCACAAGGCCAGCCGCAGGUGCUGCCCGUGGAUGGUGGGUCACGCACAGUGACCGUGCCUGGGCUGUCACCGUCCCGCCGCUACAAGUUCAACCUGUAUGGAGUGUGGGGGCGAAAAAGGCUGGGCCCCAUCUCCACUGAUGCUGUCACAGCUGCAGCUCCAGCUCAGGAGGAACCACCAUCCCAACCUCGCUUGGGUGAGCUGACAGCAUCCCAUGUCAGCCACAACUCCGUCCAGCUACAGUGGAGUGUCCCUGAGGGCUCCUUUGAUUCCUUCACGGUGCAGUACAAGGAUGCACAAGGCCAGCCACAGGUGCUGCCUGUAGACGGUGGGUCGCGCACAGUGACCGUGCCUGGGCUGGUGCCGUCCCGCCGCUACAAGUUCAACCUGUAUGGAGUGUGGGGGCGAAAAAGGCUGGGCCCCAUCUCCACUGAUGCUGUAACAGCUGCAGAAGAGAUUGGGGAAGAAGAACCACCUUCCCAGCCACACCUAGGAGAGCUGACAGCAUCCCACGUCAGCCCUGACUCUGUCCAGCUGCAGUGGAGUGUCCCGGAGGGCUCCUUUGACUCCUUCACAGUGCAGUACAAGGAUGCACAAGGCCAGCCGCAGGUGCUGCCCGUGGAUGGUGGGUCACGCACAGUGACCGUGCCUGGGCUGGCGCCGUCCCGCCGCUACAAGUUCAACCUGUAUGGAGUGUGGGGGCGGAAACGGCUGGGCCCCAUCUCCACUGAUGCAGUCACAGCUGCAGAAGAGAUGGAGGAAGAAGAACCACCAUCCCAGCCAAGCUUAGGAGAACUGACAGCAUCCCAUGUCAGCCCCAACUCCAUCCAGCUGCAGUGGAGCGUCCCCGAGGGCUCCUUUGACUCCUUCACAGUGCAGUACAAGGAUGCACAAGGCCAGCCACAGAUGCUGCCUGUGGACGGUGGGUCACGCACAGUGACCGUGCCCGGGCUGGCGCCAUCCCGCCACUACAAGUUCAACCUGUACGGGGUGUGGGGGCGAAAAAGGCUGGGCCCCAUCUCCACUGAUGCAGUCACAGCUGCAGAAGAGACGGAGGAGGAGGAACCACCAUCCCAGCCACGCCUUGGAGAACUGACAGCAUCCCAUGUCAGCCCAAACUCUGUCCAGCUGGAGUGGAGCGUCCCCGAGGGCUCCUUUGACUCCUUCACAAUGCAGUACAUGGACGAGCAUGGACAGCCACAGGAGCUGCACUUGGAUAGUGGGUCCCGUACAGCGACUGUGUCUGGUUUGCUGCCAUCCCACCCCUACAAGUUCAACCUGUACGGCGUGUGGGGGCAGACACGUCUAGGCCCCAUCUCCACUGACACCAUCACAGCUGCAGCUCCAGCACAGGAGGAACCACCUUCCCCACCACGCCUUGGAGAGCUCACAGCAUCCCAUGUCAGCCCCGACUCCGUCCAGCUUGAGUGGAGCGUCCCCGAGGGCUCCUUUGACUCCUUCACGGUGCAGUACAAGGAUGCACAAGGCCAGCCGCAGGUGCUGCCUGUGGACGGUGGGUCGCGCACAGUGACCGUGCCUGGCCUGGCGCCAUCCCGCCGCUACAAGUUCAACCUGUACGGAGUGUGGGGGCGGAAAAGGCUGGGCCCCAUCUCCACUGAUGCUGUCACAGCUACAGAAGAGAUGGAGGAGGAAGAAUCACCAUCCCAGCCACGCCUUGGAGAGCUGACAGCAUCCCAUGUCAGCCCCGACUCUGUCCAGCUGGAGUGGAGUGUCCCUGAGGGCUCCUUUGACUCCUUCACAGUGCAGUACAAGGAUGCACAAGGCCAGCCGCAGGUGCUGCCUGUGGACGGUGGGUCACGCACAGUGACCGUGCCCGGGCUGGUUCCGUCCCGCCGCUACAAGUUCAACCUGUACGGGGUGUGGGGGCGGAAACGGCUGGGCCCCAUCUCCACUGAUGCAGUCACAGCUGCUAGUCCAGCAAAGGAUGUACAACCACCCCAACCACACCUGGGUGAGCUGACAGCAUCCCAUGUCAGCCCCGACUCCAUCCAGCUUGAGUGGAGCGUCCCCAAGGGCUCCUUUGACUCCUUCACGGUGCAGUACAAGGAUGCACAAGGCCAGCCACAGAUGCUGCCUGUGGACGGUGGGUCGCGCACAGUGACCGUGCCCGGGCUGGCACCGUCCCGCCGCUACAAGUUCAACCUGUACGGAGUGUGGGGGCGGAAACGGCUGGGCCCCAUCUCCACUGAUGCCAUCACAGCUGCAGAAGAGGUGGAGGAGGAAGAACCACCAUCCCAGCCACGCCUUGGAGAACUGACAGCAUCCCAUGUCAGCCCAAACUCUGUCCAGCUGCAGUGGAGCAUCCCCGAGGGCUCCUUUGACUCCUUCACAGUUCAGUACAUGGAUGAGCAUGGACAGCCACAGGAGCUGCACUUGGAUAGUGGGGCGCGCACAGCGACUGUGUCUGGUUUGCUGCCAUCCCACCCCUACCAGUUCAACCUGUAUGGUGUGUGGGGGCAGACACGUCUGGGCCCCAUCUCCACUGACACCAUCACAGCUGCAGCUCCAGCAAAGGAGGAGCCACCUUCCCCACCACGCCUGGGUGAGCUGACAGCAUCCCACGUCAGCCCCGACUCCAUCCAGCUUGAGUGGAGCAUCCCCGAGGGCUCCUUUAACUCCUUCACGGUGCAGUACAAGGAUGCACAAGGCCAGCCACAGGUGCUGCCUGUGGAUGGCGGGUCACGCACAGUGACCGUGCCUUGGCUGGCACCGUCCCGCCGCUACAAGUUCAACCUGUACGGGCUGUGGGGGCGAAAACGGCUGGGCCCCAUCUCCACUGAUGCCGUCACAGCUGCAGAAGAGAUGGAGGAAGAAGAACCACCAUCCCAGCCAAGCUUAGGAGAACUGACAGCAUUCCAUGUCAGCCCUGACUCCGUCCAGCUGCAGUGGAGCGUCCCCGAGGGCUCCUUUGACUCCUUCACGGUGCAGUACAAGGAUGCACAAGGCCAGCCGCAGGUGCUGCCUGUGGAUGGUGGGUCGCGCACAGUGACCGUGCCUGGGCUGGUUCCGUCCCGCCGCUACAAGUUCAACCUGUACGGGGUGUGGGGGCGAAAAAGGCUGGGCCCCAUCUCCACUGAUGCGGUCACAGCUGCAGAAGAGAUGGAGGAGGAGGAACCACCAUCCCAGCCACACCUAGGAGAGCUGACAGCAUCCAACGUCAGCCCCAACUCCGUCCAGCUGCAGUGGAGCGUCCCCGAGGGCUCCUUUGACUCCUUUACGGUGCAGUACAAGGAUGCACAAGGCCAGCCACAGGUGCUGCCUGUGGAUGGUGGGUCGCGCACAGUGACCGUGCCUGGGCUGUCGCCAUCCCGCCGCUACAAGUUCAACCUGUAUGGGGUGUGGGGGCGAAAACGGCUGGGCCCCAUCUCCACUGAUGCUGUCACAGCUGCAGAAGAGAUGGAGGAGGAGGAACCACCAUCCCAGCCACACCUCGGAGAGCUGACAGCAUCCCAUGUCAGCCCAAACUCCGUCCAGCUGGACUGGAGCGUCCCCGAGGGCUCCUUUGACUCCUUCACAGUGCAGUACAUGGAUGCACAAGGCCAGACGCAGGAGCUGCACUUGGAUAGUGGGUCGCGCACAGCGACCGUGUCUGGUUUGCUGCCAUCCCACCCCUACCAGUUCAACCUGUAUGGGGUCUGGGGGCAGACACGGCUUGGCCCCAUCUCCACUGACACCAUUGCAGCUGCAGCUCCAGCACAGGAGGAGCCACCUUCCCCACCACGCCUGGGAGAGCUGACAGCAUCCCAUGAGCCCGACACCGUCCAGCUGCAGUGGAGUCCCGAGGGCUCCUUUGACUCCUUCACAGUGCAGUACAAGGAUGCACAAGGCCAGCCGCAGGUGCUGCCUGUGGACGGUGGGUCACGCACAGUGACCGUGCCUGGGCUGGUGCCAUCCCGCCGCUACAAGUUCAACCUAUAUGGGCUGUGGGGGCGGAAACGGCUGGGCCCCAUCUCCACUGAUGCCAUCACAGCAAGGAAAGAUGAGGACUCACCAUCCAAACCACGCCUGGGUGAGCUGACAGCGUCUCACAUCAGUCCCAACUCCAUCCAGCUGCAGUGGAGCGUCCCCGAGGGCUCCUUUGACUCCUUCACAGUGCAGUACAAGGAUGCACAAGGCCAGCCGCAGGUGCUGCCUGUAGACGGUGGGUCGCGCACAGUGACCGUGCCCGGGCUGGCACCGUCCCGCCGCUACAAGUUCAACCUGUACGGGAUGUGGGGGCGGAAACGGCUGGGCCCCAUCUCCACUGAUGCCAUCACAGCAGCUACAGAAGAGAUGGAGGAGGAGGAACCACCAUCCCAGCCACGCCUUGGAGAACUGACAGCAUCCCAUGUCAGCCCAAACUCUGUCCAGCUGGAGUGGAGCAUCCCCGAGGGCUCCUUUGACUCCUUCACACUGCAGUACAUGGACGAGCACGGACAGCCACAGAAGCUGCACUUUGAUAGUGGGUCCCGUACAGCGACCGUGUCUGGUUUGCUGCCAUCCCACCCCUACCAGUUCAACCUGUAUGGCGGUGUGGGGAGGGACACGUCUGGGCCCCAUUCCACUGACACCAUCACAGCUGCAGCUCCAGCAAAGGAGGAGCCACCUUCCCCACCACGCCUGGGUGAGCUGACAGCAUCCCAUGUCAGCCCCGACACCGUCCCUGAGUGGAGCCGUCCCGAGGGCUCCUUUGACUCCUUCACGGUGCAGUACAAGGAUGCACAAGGCCAGCCACAGGUGCUGCCCGUGGACGGUGGGUCGCGCACAGUGACCGUGCCUGGGCUGGUGCCGUCCCGCCGCUACAAGUUCAACCUGUACGGGGUGUCGGGGAGAAAAAGGCUGGGCCCCAUCUCCACUGAUGCCAUCACAGCUGCAGAAGAGACGGAGGAGGAGGAACCACCAUCCCAGCCACGCCUCGGAGAGCUGACAGCAUCCCAUGUCAGCCCAAACUCUGUCCAGCUGGAGUGGAGCAUCCCCGAGGGCACCUUUGACUCCUUCACACUGCAGUACAUGGACGUGCAAGGCCAGACGCAGGAGCUGCACUUUGAUAGUGGGUCCCGCACAGCGACUGUGUCUGGUUUGCUGCCAUCCCACCCCUACAAGUUCAACCUGUAUGGGGUCUGGGGGCAAACACGUCUGGGCCCCAUCUCCACUGACACCAUCACAGCUGCAGCUCCAGCAAAGGAGGAGCCACCUUCCCCACCACGCCUGGGUGAGCUGACAGCAUCCCAUGUCAGCCCCGACUCCGUCCAGCUGCAGUGGAGCAUCCCCGAGGGCUCCUUUGACUCCUUCACGGUGCAGUACAAGGAUGCACAAGGCCAGCCGCAGGUGCUGCCCGUGGACGGUGGGUCGCGCACAGUGACCGUGCCCGGGCUGGUUCCGUCCCGCCGCUACAAGUUCAACCUGUAUGGGAUAUGGGGGCGAAAAAGGCUGGGCCCCAUCUCCACUGAUGCAGUCACAGGUGCCCCAGGAACACUAUGGGUGGGGACGCUGUGGCCCCGCGGUGCUCAGCUGCAUUGGGCACCUCUCCAUAUUCCCCCUGAUGGCUACGAGCUCAUCUACGGGCCCCCCAGUGGCCCUGUGAAGACACUGAAGCUGCCCCCUGAGGCAACAUCCAAGGAGCUGUGGGGCCUGGAGCCCACUGGACACUAUAAGGUGCAGCUCCGGGGCCGGGGGCUGGAGCCCCUCGAGACCACUUUUGACACCCCUCCCCUUCCACAUCCACACCCUCGGGACUGCGCUGAGGAGCAGCUCAAUGGACCAGGGCCUUCACGAGAGGUUCUCAUCUUCCUCGGAGGCGACCGACGGCGGCCACUGAGAGUCUUCUGCGACAUGGAGAGCGAUGGAGGCGGCUGGCUGGUAUUCCAGCGUCGCAUGGAUGGGAGCACUGACUUCUGGAGGGGGUGGGAGGAGUACGUCCGUGGCUUCGGGAACGUCUCUGGGGAGUUCUGGCUGGGGAAUGUGGCGCUGCACACACUGACGGCCUUUGGGCCCACGGAGCUGCGCGUGGAUCUCCGGACACCAUCGGAAAAUGCCUUCGCCCGCUAUCGGGAUUUCGCUGUCGGUGGCCCUGAAGACAAUUUCCGCCUCCAUCUCGGAGCCUACAGUGGCACAGCUGGGGAUGCAUUGUCCUACCAUGCUGGGAGCCCCUUCUCCACGAAGGACCACGACCCCCGGGGCCGUCCCAGGCCCUGUGCUGUUGCCUACACCGGAGCCUGGUGGUACCGCAACUGCCACUACGCCAACCUCAACGGGCGCUAUGGGGUGCCCACAGACCACCAGGGCAUCAACUGGUACCCCUGGAAGGGCUUCGAGUACUCCAUCCCCUUCACGGAGAUGAAGCUGCGGCCGCAGCGUGACUGAGAGCACUAGAAAGGUUGUGGGGUGCAGUGGAGCCUUUUAUGGGGUCAAUAAAGCUGCGAGUAACCA